GAUCUAUAUCCAAGAUGUCUGUCCGCGCCCCCUAUGUUGUCCCCGCACUCAAAAAGCACACCGCGACCGUGAUCAUGGCCCACGGUCUCGGAGACAGUGGCGCCGGAUGGAUGGCCCUCGCCCAGAACUGGCGCCGCCGCGGCAAGUUCGAGGAAGUGACCUUCAUCUUCCCCAACGCCCCCAUGAUCCCGAUCACAGUGAACUUCGGCAUGAGUAUGCCCGGCUGGUAUGAUAUCACCAAACUCGGCGGCGACCUGGACUUCGAAGAAGCAAUCCGCACACAAGACGAGGCCGGAAUCCUAAAGUCGCGCGACUACUUCAACACCCUCAUCAAGGAGCAGAUGGACAAGGGUAUCAAGUCCUCCCGCAUCGUGCUCGGCGGGUUCUCGCAGGGUGGUGCGAUGUCCGUGUUCACGGGCGUCACGAACAAGGAGAAGCUGGGUGGUGUGUUUGGUCUGUCGUGCUACAUGCUUCUUAGCGACCGUAUCAAGAACUACACGCCCGAGAACUGGCCUAACAAGGAUACUCCGUUCUUCUUGGGUCACGGUGAUGAGGAUCAGGUUGUGCCUCAUGCGUUUGGCCAGGGGUCGGCUAAGAUGCUGAAGGAUCUUGGCGUUGAGAAUGUUGAAUUCAACACUUAUCCUGACCUUGGCCACUCGGCUGAUCCCGUCGAGAUUGAUGAUCUGGAGAAGUUCUUGACGAAGACGCUCCCCAUGGAGGCCGACGGGGCUGCUUUAUGAAUGGAUG
Penicillium cinerascens is the source of this 747-nucleotide messenger RNA. RefSeq names its product palmitoyl-(protein) hydrolase. Lineage: Eukaryota; Fungi; Ascomycota; Eurotiomycetes; Eurotiales; Aspergillaceae. Gene Ontology annotation, biological process: protein depalmitoylation. Gene Ontology annotation, cellular component: cytoplasm. Bases 15 to 740 code for a protein of 241 amino acids. The record is from RefSeq and is a predicted model, not a curated record. The transcript is spliced from 6 exons. Gene Ontology annotation, molecular function: palmitoyl-(protein) hydrolase activity; carboxylic ester hydrolase activity.